CUGUCGUAAAGGCGCGGACCGGAACGGUCGUGGUGUUGCUUUGCGGCCGUAUGCCGUGGGUGCUCUGAUUGGCUCUGCUGUGAGCGCGCCGUGCUCUGAUUGGCUUCGCCAGGGCAGCGCCGCGCUCUGAUUGGCCCCGCGAGGGGCCGGGGGCGGUUUGAGCGGCAGCGACCGGCGCGGCGGUGGCUCCGGCACGAUGCUGCCCCUGUCCCUGUUGAAGACGGCGCAGAACCACCCCAUGCUGGUGGAGCUGAAGAACGGGGAGACGUACAACGGGCACCUGGUGAGCUGCGACAACUGGAUGAACAUCAACCUGCGGGAGGUCAUCUGCACGUCCCGGGAUGGAGACAAGUUCUGGAGGAUGCCAGAGUGCUACAUUCGUGGCAGCACCAUUAAAUACCUGCGGAUCCCCGAUGAGAUCAUUGACAUGGUGAAAGAGGAGGUGGUGUCCAAGGGCAGAGGCCGUGGUGGGAUGCAACAGCAGAAGCAACAGAAGGGCCGUGGCGUUGGAGGUGCUGGACGAGGUGUCUUUGGUGGCCGUGGCCGAGGGAUCCCAGGCACCGGAAGAGGCCAGCAGGAGAAAAAGCCAGGCAGACAAGCAGCAAAGCAGUGAGCUUGGCCGGGGCUGGGGCUGGGGCUGCGAUGCCCAUGGGGUUUCCACCUCAGGAUUGCCAUGUGUUCAAAAGUGUCCCCUUCCUCCUCUUCCACCCAUCGAGCCAGGCCCAAAUCAUGUCCUUUGGAAGCCCCUCUCGCAAUUUCAUGUGGUAAAAAGUGGAGUUAUUUGCUCCUUGUAGUAGGCAAAUCAUUGGAUUUACUUAAACUGCCCCAUCCCUGCUUCAGGAGCUUUGGUUCUGCUGCUCCUAGGAGUGAAAAUACUUUAGUUUUCCAGGCUCCCCAGUUUCAUUGGAAGGAUGAUCCUGUUCCAUGGUACCAGAUCAAAGGCAAACAAACGCCUUCUGGAUGGUCUGGAAUCUUUCUUUUUAUACUUGAGACUCGUUGCAUUUGUACCAGAUGGGAGUGCUUUGGGUUGAAAACACCCAACUCCAGGACCUUGUAUCUUUCUGUGAGUAGUCUUAAGGGUUUGGGGUGGUUUAGAAACAGCCAACCUGGAAGCUCUUGAUUGCUUCUCUUCCUGGCCAGUCCCUUCUGUCUCCCUCCUAUGGCUUAAGGCAGGAUUCGGGACAAACGUUCCUUUGGCCUUCAGGGGUUGUUCCCAAGAGAACUUGGUGAUAAACGAGCAUCUCCCAGUGA
This is a messenger RNA of Pezoporus occidentalis (night parrot), 1251 nucleotides long. It is a transcript of the gene LSM4, whose product is annotated as LSM4 homolog, U6 small nuclear RNA and mRNA degradation associated. The record is from RefSeq and is a predicted model, not a curated record. Gene Ontology annotation, molecular function: U6 snRNA binding. Gene Ontology annotation, biological process: nuclear-transcribed mRNA catabolic process; spliceosomal snRNP assembly; mRNA splicing, via spliceosome. The coding region runs from base 197 to 613 and encodes 138 amino acids. Lineage: Eukaryota; Metazoa; Chordata; Aves; Psittaciformes; Psittacidae. The transcript has 5 exons. Gene Ontology annotation, cellular component: P-body; spliceosomal tri-snRNP complex; U6 snRNP.